AUGUCAGACACGUCACUCAUCACAAACACAAGCUGCUUGCACGUCUCGGACGUUGACGCGUCCGUGAAGUGGUACGAAGACGCCUUCGGCGUCUCGGUUAUCCACAAGCUGAGCACGGAGAAAUUCACGUCUGCGUUUGUGGCAGUGGACGCAAAGCGCCACCCGGAUGCAGGGCUCCCUGUGUCUCAGCGGGACGGGGUCAUCGAGUUGAGACAGUUGAAGGGAGAGGCCGCCAAGCCGAAGGUAGAGAUCCACAACGGGAACACCGAGCCAUACAAGGGCUUUGGCCACUUGUGCUUUGCCGUCUCGAACAUCGCCGAGGCGCAGAAACACCUCCUCUCGCAGGGCGUCGAGUUCAAGAAGAAGCUGGAGGACGGCAGACAGAAGAACAUCGCGUUUGUCCUCGAUCCAGACCAGUACUGGGUCGAGCUCAUUGAGAACGGCAUCGACAAGGAGGAGGGCUACAAGCUCGCCUCAAACAGAAUGAACCACACAAUGGUCCGUGUCAAGGACCCGGUCCGCUCCCUCGAGUUCUACCGGGGGGUGCUUGGCAUGAAGCUCUUCUCCAAGAGAGAGUUCCCCGACGCCCAGUUCACCCUUUACUUUGUCGGUUAUGACCACACAGAGGGCUACACGGAGGGCAAGGAGCAGAGCGUCGAGCAGGCCAGCAGACAGUCCAUCAUCGAGUUGACCCACAACUGGGGCACUGAGAACGACAGCUCCUUCAAGGGCUACUACGUCUUUGGCGGCACCAACCACAACGAUGACUCCGUCGUCGGCUUUGACCACUUCUCCGUGUCCUGCAAGGACUCGGGGAAGUUCCUCAAGGAAUUGACCUCCCGGCAGGUUAUCUUCCUUCACAGAGACAUCGAGGCCGCCACAGCCACCGUCACCGACCCAGACGGAUGGAGAGUCGGCAUCCACUCCUACGACUACCUCAAAUAG
Messenger RNA from Pichia membranifaciens NRRL Y-2026, 945 nucleotides. RefSeq lists its product as hypothetical. The record is from RefSeq and is a predicted model, not a curated record. Gene Ontology annotation, molecular function: lactoylglutathione lyase activity; metal ion binding. The transcript has a single exon. NCBI's taxonomy places the organism in Eukaryota, Fungi, Ascomycota, Pichiomycetes, Pichiales, Pichiaceae. The coding region runs from base 1 to 945 and encodes 314 amino acids.